Molecule: messenger RNA, 772 nt
Organism: Aspergillus sclerotioniger CBS 115572
Lineage: Eukaryota; Fungi; Ascomycota; Eurotiomycetes; Eurotiales; Aspergillaceae
Exons: 2
Coding region: 285-599 (104 amino acids)
Source: RefSeq, a predicted model, not a curated record
GUUGUCGUUCGGAUGGUUGCGAUUGGAUAUCGCCAUGGGUUGAGAUAUCUACUAUCCUCGAUGUCCUUACGUCACCCGUCCAACUGAGAGAUGGAAGGACGGUGCCUGCAGUCAGCCGCUUUGUCCGCACUGCAUCUGCGCAUAGCCAUUCAAAUCCAAUCUGAGGGGAGAGUACGGAGUAUAUUGCACCCUAUACAAUAAUCACUAUUUGAGCACUUGAGAAUACUAUCUCCCCAUCCUCCGUACUUCGAACCUCCUCCAAUUCCUUCCACAUUACCGCCAUCAUGCAAGUAGCUGAGAUUCUCUCUGACUUGACAUCCCUACGCGUCUGUGAUCAUCAUGACGCCCUCGCGCUCGUCACCGUCAAUGAGAGGAUUCCUCUUGCUGCAGAUUCAACCCAGCCGAGCACCAUAGCUGCAAUCCAAGCAAGCGCAGGGACGAACCAGGACGGUUAUGAGAACGAGGACCUCCGUCGCGCUAAGGAACUAGUCGACUUGCAUUAUGAGAUCAAGGCCCGGCAUGCGCUGGGGACGGUGGAUGAGGAGCUAUCGAGUGCUAGGGAGGAGGUGGCUCGAGUGUUGAGGGAGCUUAGCCAGUGAGGAGGGUUUCAGCAUUUAUCUUGAGAUUAUUGCGAUGGUGUUUUUCAUCUGGGGGUUUGGGGUUGGAGUUAUCGGUGGGAACAUGUAUUUGAAAUCUCUGCCCCAUAGGACAGGGGGGCUAUGGGCAUUGUGUAAUCUACGAGCACCUACUGGUACACUUUGCAAUAUCUAGA